GCCUGUUACCAACCCAGCGGGUGCAAAUUGGGCUGCUGACUCAUGCGGCGGCGCGCAGCGGCUUGGAGCCCCAAACCAGCAGGUAUUGGGCGCGCUGCUGCUGAUUGGCGGAACAGCCGGCCCUCCUCGUCAGCCCGCUUCUUAAUCAGCUUGGUUGCCUCGCCUGGAGGUGACCCACUUGUAACACUCUGGCCGGGGCAGCCAGCCGUCGCCUUGCAGAGCACCGAGCGGCGGGGCAGAAAAGUAAGCGCGGCUAACGGUGGGAGAGGCUCUCUCGGCCGGUUGCCUUGUUCGCCCUGAUGGUGGCGACGGGCUCUGCCGCGGCGGAGCGGGAAAACUUUGGAAAGGGAGCUGGGUUGCUCAGCCGGGAUCCCGCCGUGCUGGGAGAAGAGCGAUCUGGCUACAGAGUUGCCGCGAGGCUUUAGUGGCCGCCGGUCGUGGAGAGCCCUGCGAGUUGCUCCGCUUUCCUCUGGCCCGAUGCAAGCCAGUCGCCGCCCUGGCUCCGACAUGGAGUGGGGCAGCCUCGGUCUUGACUCCUCUCCUCCAGCCAACUCCAGAAAGAUGUGACUCGACUCGGCCCGCACGGCUCCGCCGCUCUUCCGACAAGGGCUGGAUGGCGGUGGGGAGCCCAUGAAGCUGCCCUUUGGUCGGCAGGAGGGAAGGGCCUUUCCGCGGGACUCGGGUCCUUCGGGAGAUGGUGGCGGCGAUGAUGGGGGCCAACGGCACCGCCGACGUCUCCAAUGACACCUUGCCCUUUCGGGAAGGGGAUCGGGACUACAACUUCGCCGCCUUGGUCUUGGGGAUCUUCCUGAUCCUCUUUAUCAUCAGUGGGAACCUGCUGGUGUGCCUCAGCGUUUGCACAGAGAAAGCGCUGAAGACCACCACCAACUACUUCAUAGUCAGCUUAGCCGUGGCGGACCUACUCUUGGCCAUCCUGGUGUUACCUCUCUAUGUCUUUUCAGAGUUCCAGGGAGGUGUGUGGUCAUUGAGCACAGUCCUGUGUGAUGCCUUGAUGACAAUGGAUGUGAUGCUGUGCACAGCCUCCAUUUUCAAUCUCUGUGCAAUCAGUGUGGAUCGGUUCAUUGCUGUCUCCAUUCCACUGAACUACAACCGGCGGCAAAUUGACCUGCGGCAACUGAUCCUGAUCUCCACCACCUGGAUCUUUGCUUUUGCUGUGGCUUGCCCAGUCAUUUUUGGUCUCAACAAUGUUCCUGAUCGGGACCCUACUUUGUGUCAGUUGGAGGAUAACAACUAUGUUGUGUAUUCUUCCAUUUGCUCCUUCUUCAUUCCUUGCCCUGUCAUGCUGGUCCUCUACUGCGCCAUGUUCCAUGGACUCAGGCGCUGGGAAGAGGCCCGAAAGGCCAAGUUGAAGAGCAGUAUUUACUUGGGCAACAGGAAGCUGUAUUAUCCACCUCCUGUUAUUGAGAGGAACCAUGUUGAAAUCAAGCUGGAGGAACAUAACCUGUAUGCUCACUCUGAAUGUGCUUUUCCCAGGGAUUAUGUGAACAAUGGCAUUCAGACUGUGUCCUAUCCACACCUCAGAUUUCCACCACCUACAGGACUCAAAAGGAAAAGAGCUAAAAUCAAUGGCAGGGAAAGAAAAGCCAUGAAAGUGCUGCCAGUUGUGGUUGGUGCUUUUCUCUUCUGCUGGACUCCUUUCUUUGUGGUCCAUAUUACCAGAGCUCUUUGUGAGACUUGCUUCAUCCCUGGCGAGGUCACCAGUGUUGUCACAUGGCUGGGCUAUGUCAACAGCGCUCUCAACCCUAUCAUUUACACUAUCUUCAACACUGAGUUUCGGAACUACUUCCGCAAAGUUUUGCACAUUUUUUGCUAAUGCUAAAAAUAAAAAUGGACUGUGAAUUUAGAACAGAGUGUACUAUAAAGUGCAAAGAGACAAAUUAAUUUCUUUGCAUAGUUUAUUAAAGUUCUAUUUCUUUUUA
This is a messenger RNA of Heteronotia binoei (common prickly gecko), 1940 nucleotides long. RefSeq names its product dopamine receptor D4 (gene DRD4). The transcript is spliced from 4 exons. Gene Ontology annotation, molecular function: G protein-coupled receptor activity; dopamine neurotransmitter receptor activity, coupled via Gi/Go. Bases 695 to 1834 code for a protein of 379 amino acids. Gene Ontology annotation, cellular component: plasma membrane. NCBI's taxonomy places the organism in Eukaryota, Metazoa, Chordata, Lepidosauria, Squamata, Gekkonidae. Gene Ontology annotation, biological process: adenylate cyclase-inhibiting dopamine receptor signaling pathway; adenylate cyclase-activating adrenergic receptor signaling pathway. The record is from RefSeq and is a predicted model, not a curated record.